Molecule: messenger RNA, 222 nt
Organism: Arctia plantaginis
Lineage: Eukaryota; Metazoa; Arthropoda; Insecta; Lepidoptera; Erebidae
Source: the annotation of a GenBank genome assembly
AUGUUGAGGUUUAACCCUUCCAGUCCAGUAACUUUGGAAUUAAAUUCUUCAAAGGCGAUGGCUAGCGUGGGCAGCACGUUCCAGUGGGACAAGCUGUCACCUGCAGAGUUCCAACAGCUACAAGAGUUAACGUUAUAUUCUACAAAAAAGUUACAAGAUGUACUGCAGCAGUUCUGCGAUGCUAAAAAGCAGAGCCCGGACGGGGUGAGUAGUACCUACUAA